AUGUCCGGCGAGGUCAAGCAGAAAGGCAUACUGAAUGACGCUUCCUUCUCUGAAAUUCCAAGCACUGUGUGCGAUGAAAACGACCAAAUUUCUGUCAAGGAGGAAACCAAGUACGACUCUGCUUCUGCUCAGACUUCCGAAAGUGAUGUGGAAACUUUCAGAAAUGGCAGCGAUUCAGAACAAGCCGAUAACUUUGACUGGGAAGAUGAAGACCCAGUAGAAGAUCGCCGUUGCGAUGGUAAGGAAAUGCGUAGUAGAAGAGAUUGCUUUCUAUGCCUUGAUCGCAGAUCCUCCCUGGGAUCAUGGAUCAUCUAUGUUAUAUUAAUAUUGAUCUCUGUUGGUGUGUGUGUUGGGGUGUUUAUUGUUGUGCAUCCCGUUGACAGUGAUCAUACCAUGAAGUCUUACAAUCUGUGCUUGUGGUUCACCUUUAUUGCAUUCAUGUUUUGCAUCUCUUUUGUAAUGCAAUGUAUCAUUGAACUAUUCCCUUUUGUCCUCAAAAAGAUUGUAGACACGUUUUACCCAACAAGAAGCGAAUAUUUGCGCUCAAGGCUCUCAUAUUACAUGGCAUUGAAGAACUACACAAAGAUCGUUGCUAUGGGAGCAUGGGCUUGGGGUUCCUGGGCAUUCACUCGCAGAUAUAUUGACAAGCCCUUUCGACCCAUCCAUGUCAUAACACUGGAGUAUGUCAGGGAGUGCUUCUUUAUACUGACCCUGUUCCUGUUUGUCGAAAAAUUUCUUUUGCAGUUCAUUGUUAUCUCCUUCCACAAGAAGGCUUACGGUGAUCGAUUUGAGCAAAAUGAACGAGCCUUGAAGAUUUUGGAUAAGCUAAAGAAAGCGAAUGGUGCUGCUACUGGCAACAAAUACAGUGGUGGAGAAAUUGAAUAUAUCUAUUGCCCUGCCGACUACAAGAAACUUCCAGCCACCAACAAGCAAAGCAACACCAACAUACACAGGUCCAUCAUCAACAAGAAGUCUGAAAUACCUUUGAACGAAGAGGGAGAAAAGCAAAAUGUUAGAUUUCCUUCCUCAAGCAUCAUGGACACCUUGAUUGCCAUUCCACCUCUCUCGCAAAGAAACAAUGAUGGUCCAGCGAGUCAAGACAUUGAAUUGGAACAACGAGAAAAUGGCAAUGGCCAAAGCCACAACAACACAAGCUCUAGAAAAGCAAGAGCCGUCAACAGCAUUUAUCAGAGAAUAACACCCAGAAAGAAGAAGCAAAAGAAGACAGAAAGAGAGCUGCGUGAAGAGGAGGAGGAAAAAGACGAAGUCCGUGAGGAACAGCGUUUAGAAGGAUGUGAUCAACGUCGCCAGCUGUUCGAUGGAGAUGGCACCUCCUUCAGCAAGAAGCCUACUCGUCCUAAGCAGUUGAUGCGAUCAAACACUAGUAUUUCUUCGUUAUCCACCAACAGCUCUAUCGAAAAGUCGUUUUUGUCGUUUGGCUAUCUGUUCAAAGAAAAUACAUUGAAUCAAGAUCCCAUUCAUCAAGCCAAGAUCCUAGCCAAGUACAUCUAUCACAAUAUUAUGGGACCCAAUCCAGUGCGACACUACAUGGUAGAAGCUGAUCUGUACGACUUCUUUAGAACCCAUGACGAUGCCAAAGAAGUCUUUAAGUUGUUUGAUGCGGAUAGUAAUGGUGAUAUCAGCAGAAGAGAGAUGCGUGCUGCUUGUAUUAGAAUUUACUGCGAACGCAAGAAUUUGACUCGCUCUAUGCGUGACAUGUCACAAGCUUCUGGUAAAUUGGAUAUCAUCUUGAUGGUCUUCUUUACUUAUGUCUGGGCUAUUGUUGUCAUGGCUGUGUUUGGUGUUGAUAUUGGCACCCAGUUGAUGCCAUUGUGGAGUGCCUUCAUUGCUGCUAGUUUUAUCUUUGGUAACAGUGCUAAAGACGCGUUCGAAUCCAUCAUCUUUGUCUUUGUUACACAUCCAUUUGAUACCGGUGAUCGUAUUCUUAUAGGCUCUGAAAAUUGGACCAUCGCUAAUGUUGGUCUUUCAGUGCCAACGUUCUUGUAA
Molecule: messenger RNA, 2007 nt
Organism: Mucor velutinosus
Lineage: Eukaryota; Fungi; Mucoromycota; Mucoromycetes; Mucorales; Mucoraceae
Exons: 5
Coding region: 1-2007 (668 amino acids)
Biological process (GO): monoatomic anion transport
Cellular component (GO): plasma membrane
Molecular function (GO): calcium ion binding; mechanosensitive monoatomic ion channel activity
Source: RefSeq, a predicted model, not a curated record